GUCACGACGAUGGGUAAUUUUAGCACGAUAUCAAAUAUAUUUUUUUUUUCAAUGGUAUCUUCUGCAUAGGCGAGAAUCCUCUUUUUGGCACGUUAAUUUAUCCGAUGGCGCCAUACUGCAGAUGAAUGGAAUAGAUACUGGCGUCAAGUGCACGCAGCUCCCACCAAAAUUCCUUCCCCACCAAUUCGCCAUACUAUGUAUACGCGAUCGAUCGAGCGCCCAACAUCCAUCAAAUCCAACUCGCCCAAACAGCACCACAAACAAAAAACUAACCAAAAAAAAAAAAAAAUGGUGAACAACCCCAGAGUCUACUUCGACAUGGCCGUGGGCAACGCCUCGGCGGGCCGGAUCGUGAUGGAGCUCUUCGCCGACACCACCCCGCGGACGGCGGAGAACUUCCGGGCUUUAUGCACCGGCGAGAAGGGUGUCGGCAGGUGCAGGAAGCCGCUCCACUUCAAGGGCUCGAAAUUCCACCGCGUCAUCCCCGGGUUCAUGUGCCAGGGCGGCGACUUCACCGCCGGGAACGGGACCGGCGGGGAGUCCAUCUACGGGGAGAAGUUCGCCGACGAGAACUUCGUGAAGAAGCACACCGGUCCCGGGAUCCUGUCGAUGGCCAACGCCGGACCGGGGACCAACGGGUCGCAGUUCUUCAUCUGUACGGACAAGACGGAGUGGCUGGACGGGAAGCACGUGGUGUUUGGGAGGGUCGUGGAAGGGAUGGAUGUGGUCAAGGCGAUCGAGCGGGUCGGGUCGCAGUCGGGCCGGACCGCCAAGCCCGUUGUCAUCGCUGACUGCGGUCAACUCUCUUGAACUAAAAAGAGGAAACACAGAUUGACUGGCCUGCAUCAGUCAACGCUGUGACUGUGGUCUUAUCUACUCGUUUUCGUUUAUCUCCCUUCGUUUCGAGUGUUUGUUAUGUACUAUGUGGUCAUGAAAAAAAUUUACCGUGAAUAAAUCAAUUAUGGAUCGGAAAUAAUGAAUGAUGGUUAUGUAAACUUAUUAUUGAUUGAUAAAUUAAUACUAAUGGGAUUGUGCUUGCCUAUUAUUGUUUAUUGUGCUUUCCUUCAGUUUCAAGGAUUUCGAGCCAUAUAAUCCAAUGUACUAUUAUUUGGAAGAUAACAAAUGAGGCCUACACUAUGUUUUAACGAGAGAUCAUGCACGUACUACGGUUAUAUAAGAAACACGCAAGCCUAUGUGUUAAGUUUUUAGUUGAUUGGCUUUUCAUGUAACCGAAUAAUUACGAGUCAACAAAAAAUGUUGUAGGAAAAUGUCAUGUGUACCCUUAUAAUUAAAUCACUCAAAUGCAACAAAAUAAUAUUUUCAAUACCAACACACACGGUAUAUGUGCAAAACACUCCGGAUUAGUAUUUUUACUAAAAUAAUCUUAUUAAUAAAUAAGAUUUAAAUAGUUGAAAGAGCGGUAAAAAUUUUCAAAACACAAGAAAAGUGUAGCAUAUUAAAUAGUCGACUUAAAUCUGCAUCAAAUCUCAAUUCUAUCACAAAUCAAGAAUCAAUAAUCUUUGGUCUGGAAGUCCUUUAGAGUUUAGAGUCUUUAAUCUGGUGGUGGCUUGUCUCAAUCCCUUAGUGUGCUUUUACCAUUCCUACAAUUCCAGAGUGUGAGCUUGUCAGCCCUAAUCGUAGUUAAUUUUUACAUAUAAAAAAUGACACAUGCAUAUGUCAUACUCUAGGUACAUUAUUGGAGCAAAUUAGGAGGAAUAGAGGAUUCUGAACGUAAUUUAUUAUUUAAGUAGAUCUCUUGUUACGCAAGGUGCUCCUCAUUUACAAAGAAUAAAGCAACCAUGGCCGACUAACUAAGUGAGGGUUAAUUUUUUCGUACUUAUUAACUCGAUAGUUCAAUCCUUACUAAUUAAGUUGCACAUGGUCACUUUACACAUUUGCAGUAUUGUGUUUUAUACUCAUGUGGCAAUACUGAAGAAUGAGUAGUCUUCUUCAAUUUUCAGAAACAACUGUACAUUAAUCACUUGUCACAUCACAUCCCAAAUUGCCCUGUAUUCUUCAAUGCUUUCCCAUCUCCGGCGUUGACAAGUCACCCCCAACGCACAUAUAAUCACUGACAGCUUCUUCAGAUUGCUCUGCCAAUGUUAAUCACCAGACGACAGGCGCUUGAUUGGAGGACAGUAAAGAUAAUUUCAACCGGCAAAAUAAACGGAAUUUAAAAGG
This is a messenger RNA of Linum trigynum, 2181 nucleotides long. NCBI's taxonomy places the organism in Eukaryota, Viridiplantae, Streptophyta, Magnoliopsida, Malpighiales, Linaceae. The record is from the annotation of a GenBank genome assembly.